Leptopilina boulardi is the source of this 2324-nucleotide messenger RNA. Its product is annotated as arylphorin subunit alpha-like. The transcript has 6 exons. The coding region runs from base 61 to 2091 and encodes 676 amino acids. NCBI's taxonomy places the organism in Eukaryota, Metazoa, Arthropoda, Insecta, Hymenoptera, Figitidae. The record is from RefSeq and is a predicted model, not a curated record.
CUUCGUAUAUAUAAAGCACUACCGCCUUUCACAAACUAGUCUUUGAAUUGAAAUAGAACCAUGGAAAGACAAUUGAUUGCUGCUUUUUUGGCAGCAAUAAUUUUAAAUUUACAAGUUGCGGCCUACACAGAACCAAUAUUACAAGCUGAUAAAGAUUUUGCACAAAAACAAAAAGAACUCUAUCAUCUUUUUUGGCAUCUAGAUCAACCUACAAUUCAUUCUCCAGAAUUGUAUGAAAUUGCUAAGUCAUGGAAUAUUGCCGAUCACAUUGACGAUUAUACAGACAAGGAAGUGGCAAACAAAUUCUUGGGACUUUGGAAGAAUGGAAUGUUACCACGUGGGAUGUUAUUCCACGUUUAUUCUAAUCUCCAGACACAAAUGAUUAGCCUUUUUGAUUUGUUAUACUUUGCAAAGGACUAUGAAACUUUUUAUAAAACUGCAGUUUGGGCUCGAUUUAACGUUAACGAACAAAUGUAUCAGUAUUGUCUAUUUUUAGCUAUUCUCCAUCGAUCAGAUACAAAACACAUCAAUUUACCAUAUCUUUACGAACUAACACCCCAUUAUUUUUUCAAUGAUGAUGUCAUAUUUAAGGCCCAACGCAUUCAAAUGGGAGACGUUGAAAAUGAGAACAAAAAUUCCUAUACGAUAAAUGCAAACUACACUGGAUGGUACAUAACCCAAAAGCAUGAUAUGGAAUGGAAAUUAAAUCAUUUUACGGAAGACAUUGGAAUGAAUACAUUCUAUGCUUAUAUUACUGCUAUUUUUCCUGGUUGGAUGGAGAGUGAAAAAUACAAAUUGAUGAAAGACGUUCGUGGAGAAUCGUAUUAUUUUUUGCAUAAGCAAAUUCUAGCACGCUAUUAUAUGGAGAGAUUAUCACAUGACUUGGGCCAAGUGGAAUAUAUUGACUGGGAUAAACCAAUUGUUACUGGUUACUAUCCAAGUAUGAUACAUCCUACAGGACUUCCUUUCCCUCAAAGACCAUCUUGGUCGGAUGUUCCACUUUAUAAAUAUAAAAACGUCGAGAGAAUCAACAACAUAGAAUCUCGCAUAAGCAUAGCGAUCGACAGCGGAAAAGUAAUGACACAAGACAAAAGUAAUUAUUACGAAUUCUACAAAGAUUACAUGAAAGACAUGAAUUACUUGGGAAAUAUGAUUCAAGGAAAUAUGGAUUCAUCCUUUUUAAGAUUCUACGAUUCACUGGAUGGACUUUCAAGAAAUAUUCUUGGAUAUGGACAAAAUCCGUCAUCAAAAUAUCAAGGAAUUCUUAGUGUCCUGGAUAUGAGUGUCACUAAUAUGAGAGAUCCAGGAUUUUAUCGGAUGUACAAGAAGAUUGUUGAUUUCUUUUUAAAAUAUAAAUCAAAUCUUCCACUAUAUACUCAAGAGGAAUUAGAAUUUCCUGGAGUGAAAAUUGAUUCAGUUGUUGUUGAUAAAUUAGUCACAUAUUUUGAUAUAUUUGAAUCAAUUAUAAAUAAUGGUGUUGCUAUUCGUAAUGAAAAGGAAGCAAAAUCAGUUUUAAUUAAAGCUCGUCAGCAACGACUUAAUCACAAACCUUAUACUUAUAAUAUAACAAUAAACAGUGAAAAAGAUACAAAGGGUUGGAUACGAAUUUUCCUUGGACCAAAGUAUGAUGUUCAUGGACAUGAAAUUGAUAUGAUAGACAAUUGGAUGAAUUUCUUUGAAAUGGACAAAUGGGUUGUUGAUUUAAAAUCAGGGACAAAUGAAAUUAAACGAAGUAGUCAUGAAUCAUUCUACGUAACUCCUGAUGGAAUACCAACUACUGAAUUUCUUAAAAAGGUUCAACAUACCAUUGACACAGGAGAGGGAUACAAAUAUUCAUCUCAAAUGUACGGAUUUCCUGAUCGUAUGAUGCUACCAAAAGGAAAAUCAGAGGGAAUGAUUUUCAAACUUUUUGUUUAUAUUAGCCCCUAUAAUGAAUAUAUGUCGGCGGACGUAGAUAUUCCUGUUUAUGGCAAAAAACAUUUUGAAUUUAAACCUAUGGGUUUCCCCAUGGAUAGACCAAUGUAUUAUUAUGAUAAUACUAUGCCUAAUAUGUAUUGGAAGGAUGUUCCUAUCUUUCAUAAAAAGGUUUAAAAUUCAAAAGUGAUUCAAUUUGUAAAUUAAUUUUACUAACAUAACAUUGAAUGUGUGUAUAUUUUAAAGAGUAUUAUUAUAAAUACAACAGAUUUUUAGAUUUAUAAACGUGGCUAUAGUAUUCGUAAAUUUAAUUGUCUUUUACUUCAAAGAGAGAUUAAUUAAUUGCUUACAAACUCAUUUUAUCUAUAUCUAAUGUCAUUUUUAAAAAUAAACAAAAAGUAUACUGAAAA